Messenger RNA from Poeciliopsis prolifica (blackstripe livebearer), 7544 nucleotides. It is a transcript of the gene scn1laa, whose product is annotated as sodium channel, voltage-gated, type I-like, alpha. NCBI's taxonomy places the organism in Eukaryota, Metazoa, Chordata, Actinopteri, Cyprinodontiformes, Poeciliidae. The coding region runs from base 257 to 6166 and encodes 1969 amino acids. Gene Ontology annotation, biological process: neuronal action potential; membrane depolarization during action potential; sodium ion transmembrane transport. The transcript has 27 exons. Gene Ontology annotation, cellular component: axon; plasma membrane; voltage-gated sodium channel complex. Gene Ontology annotation, molecular function: voltage-gated sodium channel activity. The record is from RefSeq and is a predicted model, not a curated record.
GCAGCUGCAGAAGCGCUCCAGUCGCUGGGAGUGGUGGACUCAAUUCUUCACUCACUGGCUUUUGCUGAUGAAGGCAUUGAAAGGAGCAAGUCUGUACCGGGACAAGUUUAAGACACUUUGAAGGAUUUUAAACUUUGAUUUCCCUUCCUCCCCCCAAAAUAACACAUUCUGUCAGCUGUUCACCUGUGGAGGAUGGAAAAGUGACGACUUUUCCCAUAUCAGAGGCCAGCUGUUCUUGAAGGUGCAGGAUGAAAAGAUGGCAGAACUCCUUGUGCCAGCAGGUCCUGACAACUUUCGCCCCUUCACCCGCGAGUCACUCAAAGUUAUCAAGAAACGAAUCGCUGAGAAAAAAGCGAAGAAGUCCAACGAUGAAGAGAAAACACACAAGAAUGAGGAUGAGCUCAAACCAAGCCGUGAUCUGGAGGCAGGCAAGCCUCUCCCACUUUUGUAUGACAUUCCUGCAGGCCUGGUGUCAAAAGCGCUGGAAGACCUGGAUCCCUACUACUCAAAACAAAAAACUUUUAUAGUAGUAAACAACAAGAAGCUCAUUUACCGAUUCAACGCUGCUCCUGCCUUGUACCUCCUGUCUCCCUUCAAUCCCAUUAGAAAGCUGUCAUUCAAAAUCCUGGUGCAUUCAUUGUUCAACAUGCUAAUCAUGUGUACUAUCCUCAUCAACUGUGGAUUCAUGACUCUCAACAAUCAACCUGAUUGGGCAAAGCCAGUAGAGUACACAUUUACUGCAAUCUACUCCUUUGAAUUCAUUGUUAAGGUUUUAGCAAGAGGGUUCUGCAUAGGGAAGUUCACCUUCUUAAGAGACCCUUGGAACUGGCUGGACUUCUGUGUCAUUGUUCUGGCGUAUGUAACUGAGUUUGCCGACAUCGGAAAUCUUUCAGUUCUUCGUACAUUCAGGGUGCUCAGAACAUUAAAAGCGAUUUCAGUAAUACCAGGUCUAAAGACAAUUGUUGGUGCAUUAUUCCAGUCAGUGAAGAAGCUUGCUGAUGUUAUGAUCCUGACCGUUUUCUGCUUAAGUGUCUUUGCACUUGUAGGAUUACAGCUGUUUAUGGGAAAUCUGAGGAACAAGUGCAUAAUAAUACCAGAAGAUAAAACUUUAACAACCAAUGAGAGCUACUUAAAUGACCCAAAAAAUCAUUAUUUCCUUCCAGGGAAACGAGAUGCAUUGCUGUGUGGAAACAGCAGCUCUGCUGGGCAGUGUCCAGAGGGGUAUAUGUGUUUGAAAGCUGGAGGAAACCCAGACUAUGGUUACACAAGUUUUGAUAACUUUGGUUGGGCCUUCCUUUCUCUGUUCAGACUGAUGACACAGGAUUACUGGGAAUAUCUUUAUCAGCAGACAUUGCGAGCAGCUGGGAAACCCUACAUGAUCUUUUUCGUUCUGGUUAUAUUCCUUGGUUCCUUCUACUUGAUCAACUUAAUUUUGGCUGUAGUUGCUAUGGCCUAUGAGGAGCAGUGCCAGGUCAACCUAAAGAAAGCUCAGGAGAAGGAGUAUGAAUAUAAUAUUGCCAUUGAGCAGCUAAAACGUCAACAAGAGGAUGUUCAGGCAAUGGUAAAAGCAGCUACAGCAAGGAAUGGAGAUGCUUUGGAGAAAGGUGGUGGAACAGAGAGUUCCUCAGAAGUAUCUAAGCUGAGCUCAAAAAGUGCCAAAGAGCGUCGCAACAGGAAAAAAAAGAGAAAAGAGGAGGAAAAAGGAGCCAGGAAGAUAUCUCAUUCAGAUUCACUGGACAGCUUACCAGCAAACCGUUUCCGCUUAUCUGUGGAUGAAUAUCCGCUCAACUAUGACAUGAAAUGUUCAUCUACACACCAGUCCUUUCUAAGUUUUCGUGGACCACUGAUCUCAUCCAGAAGAAACAGCAAAAUCAGCCUUUUCAGUCUCCAAAGCCAAACACAAGAUGUCUCUUCAGAAAAUGAGUUUGCAGAUGACGAGAACAGCAUUUUUGAAGGCAAACUGAGUUGGAGGGCAUCCCCAUUGAAUGCCUCAAGAUGCGAUAGACACAACAGCAGUGUGAGCCAGUGCAGCUUCUUACCACAUCUCCAGUUUCAACCCUUUGGGAUCAGGCACAGCUCCAUAGACUGCAAUGGGGCUGUUUCCCUGUUGGACGGGAAUUCAUUUCCAACAUCACUACCUACAGGGCUUCUUCUUUCUAAUCCGAGAAUAGAUUCGGCCUCCUCCGGAAACAAUGCUGACACCACAGACACUGAAGGCAAACCGGCCAGUGGGGAAAACUACCGCAACAGUUUGGAGUUACCUGAGAUGAGACAGAGAGCAUUAAGUAUAGCUAGUGUCAUCACAACCACCAUGGAAGAACUUGAAGAAUCAAGACAGAAGUGUCCUCCUUACUGGUACAAAUUUGCCGACAAAUUCCUCAUCUGGGAGUGUUGUCCAGUAUGGAUGAAAAUCAAAGAAAUAGUCAAAAUAAUUGUGAUGGACCCAUUCACAGACCUAGCCAUUACCAUGUGCAUUGUACUCAACACAAUUUUCAUGGCCAUGGAGUUUUAUCCAAUGGAUAAGUGGUUCACUGAUAUGCUGUAUGUAGGAAACCUGGUGUUCACGGCCAUCUUUACAGCAGAAAUGGUCCUCAAGGUCAUUGCACUGGACCCCUACCACUACUUUCAAGUGGGAUGGAACAUUUUUGAUGGAGUCAUAGUUUGCUUAAGCUUGAUAGAGCUCUCUCUGGCUGAUGUAAAAGGCAUGUCCAUUCUGAGGUCAUUUAGAUUGCUGAGAGUGUUCAAGUUGGCCAAGUCCUGGCCCACUCUUAAUAAGCUCAUCAAAAUAAUUGGUAAUUCAGUGGGAGCCUUGGGCAACCUGACCCUGGUGCUAGCCAUCAUUGUUUUUAUCUUUGCUGUUGUCGGCAUGCAGCUGUUUGGAAAAUACUAUAAGGAUUGUGUGUGUAAAAUCUCUGAAGACUGCACUCUUCCUCGGUGGCACAUGAAUGACUUCUUCCAUUCAUUCCUCAUUGUAUUCCGAGUGCUUUGUGGAGAAUGGAUAGAGACCAUGUGGGACUGUAUGGAGGUGGCUGGAAAAACCCCAUGUCUCAUUCUCUACAUGACGGUCAUGGUCAUUGGAAAUCUUGUGGUGCUGAACUUGUUCCUGGCCCUGCUGCUGAGUUCAUUCAGUGCAGACAAUCUGAUGUCAGGAGAGGAUGACAAUGAGCUCAACAACUUGCAGAUUGCAUUUGAUCGCAUACACAGGGCCAUUGCCUUCAUUAAAAUGAAGUUUCGAAGUUGUUCCAACAGUUUCUGCAUCAAAGAUAAAAAAACAAGUGAGGACAAAACAUUUGGACAUAAUGGUGUCCCCAAUCAUACCAUUAAAGACUUAACUAAGAACAGCAAUGGUGAAGUGACCGGAGUGGACAAAAGUGGAAACAAGUACAUAGUCAACAGCAAGAGUGACGAUUCCAUCAUGUCUUUCAUAAAUAACCCAAGUCUGACUGUGACUGUUCCCAUUGCUGCGGAAGAGUCAGACUUUGAAAUGCUUAACACUGAGGACUUCAGCAGUUUUUCAUCCAACAUACAGGAACGUGAAAUGGAUGACAAUGGUGAUGACAAUGAUGGACAAAGCAGUGCCUCUGAGGGAAGUACAGUGGAUGAUGGUUUGUCAAAUGGAGAGCCUGCUGAGCUUGUACUUGAUGUAAAAGUAUUUAAGGAUCCGCAUGAUUGCUUUACUGCUGAAUGCACCCAGAAAUUUAAAUGUUGCCAAGUAAAUGUGAAUGUGGGUUGGUGGAAAGUGUGGUGGACUCUAAGAAAAACCUGUUAUCGGAUAGUGGAGCACAACUGGUUUGAGAGCUUCAUCAUAUUUAUGAUUUUGCUCAGCAGUGGCGCACUUGCUUUUGAAGAUAUAUACUCUGAGCAGAGGAAGAGAAUUAAAGUGAUCUUGGAAUUUGCAGACAAAAUUUUUACCUUUAUCUUCAUACUGGAGAUGCUUCUGAAAUGGAUGGCAUAUGGAUUUGCCAAGUAUUUCACAAAUGCAUGGUGCUGGUUGGACUUCCUCAUUGUUGACGUCUCUCUGGUCAGUCUAGUGGCUAAUGCUUUAGAAUACUCAGAGCUUGGGCCAAUCAAAUCUCUGAGAACGCUGAGAGCUCUGCGGCCCCUAAGAGCUCUGUCACGGUUUGAGGGCAUGAGGGUGGUAGUCAAUGCCCUGAUGGGAGCCAUUCCUUCCAUCUUUAAUGUUCUGCUGGUAUGCCUCAUUUUCUGGCUCAUCUUCAGCAUCAUGGGAGUAAACCUAUUUGCAGGGAAGUUCUAUACCUGUGAAAAUAAAACUUCAGAAAAGGCUUUCCUCCCGAAAGAGGUGAAAAACGAAACAGACUGUAAAGCUUUAGGGAAUCAGACUGCCAUAUGGAAGAAUCUCAAAGUCAACUUUGACAAUGUUGCAAUGGGCUACCUUGCUCUUCUGGAAGUUGCUACAUUCAAAGGAUGGAUGGAUAUCAUGUAUGCUGCUGUGGAUUCUCAGAGCAAAGUAGGAGAACAGCCAGAAUAUGAAAUCAACUUGAAGAUGUACCUAUAUUUUGUUGUUUUCAUCAUCUUUGGGGCAUUUUUUACCCUAAAUCUCUUCAUUGGUGUCAUUAUAGACAAUUUCAAUCAACAAAAGAGAAAGUUAGGAGGUCAAGACAUCUUCAUGACUGAUGAGCAAAAGAAAUACUAUAAUGCUAUGAAAAAGCUGGGAUCAAAGAAGCCACAGAAACCAAUCCCAAGGCCAGAAAACAAGCUUCAAGGAUAUGUUUUUGAUUUUGUCACUCAACAAGCAUUUGAUAUUUUAAUAAUGGUUCUGAUAUGGUUAAAUAUGGUAACUAUGAUGGUGGAAACCGAAGGACAAAGUGAUGAAUGGGAGCGAAACCUCAGGAUCAUUAACAUAGUGUUUAUUGUUAUCUUCUCUGGAGAAUGUUUGCUAAAGAUGAUUGCACUUCGCCAUUAUUUUUUCAUCAAUGGCUGGAAUAUUUUUGAUUUCAUUGUGGUGAUCCUCUCAAUUGUUGGCAUUUUUCUUGCAAAUGUGAUAGAGAAGUAUUUUGUCUCACCAACCCUGUUCAGAGUGAUUCGACUGGCUAGGAUUGGUCGCAUCCUUCGCCUUAUUAAAAGUGCCAAAGGGAUCCGCACCCUCUUGUUUGCCUUGAUGAUGUCACUUCCUGCCUUGUUCAACAUUGGCCUCUUGCUAUUCUUGGUGAUGUUUAUCUAUGCCAUCUUUGGCAUGUCAAACUUUGCCUAUGUCAAGAAAGAAAAAGGCAUCGAUGACCUUUUUAAUUUUGAGACCUUUGGCAACAGCAUAAUCUGUUUGUUUCAAAUUACCACAUCGGGAGGCUGGGAUCUCCUUCUAGCUCCCAUCCUGAACAAGAACCCGGACGAUUGUGAUUCUACAAUGGAGCAUCCUGGUAGUAAUAAUGCUAAAGGAAAUUGUGGAAAUCCAGCAGUGGGAAUCACCUUCUUUGUGAGUUAUAUCAUUAUUUGUUUCCUUAUUGUUGUGAACAUGUACAUUGCAGUCAUCCUGGAGAAUUUUGGCGUGGCUACAGAGGAAAGCACUGAGCCAUUAAGCGAGGAUGACUUUGAAAUAUUUUAUGAGGUCUGGGAAAAGUUUGACCCUCUUGCAACACAGUUUGUGAAGUGCAGCAUGCUUUCAGACUUUGCAGAUUCUUUAGCUGCACCAUUACGUAUUCCUAAGCCCAACAAAUUGGAGCUCAUCUCUAUGGAUCUACCAGUUGUGAGUGGUGACCGGAUUCACUGCCUGGAUAUCCUGUUUGCCUUUACAAAACGUGUUUUGGGUGAGAGUGGGGAGAUGGACAUACUUAGGGCCCAGAUGGAGGAGCGUUUCAUGGCUGCAAAUCCAUCGAAGGUGUCGUAUGAACCCAUCACAACCACCUUCCGCCAAAAACAGGAAGACGUGUCAGCUGCUGUUAUUCAGAGAGCUUUCAGACUUUAUAGUAGGACCAAGAUUUUUGAUGCAGUCCGUGUUGAUGUUGAAAAGGACAAACAGCUGACUGACAAAGAAGAUUGUUUUACAAAAAAACCUAAGAAACUCUCUACCACCCAUAAAGCUGAAGUCUCAGGGUUGAAGGACUCAGAGCCUUCAAGUACAAGUGUAACACCAAAUGUGAACAGCAAACAUGAAAAGGACAGAAGUGAAAAGGAAGUUGAGAGCAAAGACAUCACGGAACAAGACAAAUAAAAAAAAAUGGAAGAGCAAAACAAACUUUAGAAAUUGAAAAAAAAAAUGUUUACAGCGUUUGAAAUAAAAUUCUUCCCUUUGGACUAUUUUGCAGAAAUUGGUAUAAUUAUUUAAAGUAUUUUUAAAUACAAAUUAAUUAUCGCUUUGAUGACUAUUGCAGCUACUCCGGUGAUUAUGCAGUACCAGUUUUUAUUAAGUGACUUAUUUAUUUUCAAACAGAGAAUGGUUUCAUGCUAUAUGCAUUUAAUUUGUCAGUCAGUUGCCUUUUUAUAAAACCCAUUUUACUUUUAGGGUGGUUCUUUAAAGUUUCAUUUAGAAAGGGUAUUCUGAUUUCAGACCAGCCUUAAUUACUGUGCUAAGAAUGUCUGCUAAAGCCACUUCUAAUUCUGCAUGAAUGUUUCUCUUCAUGGCUAUGCAUGCCAAAGAGUGCAGUUUCACCAUGAGUUUAAUUCCAGGCUGUAUGCUACAAAACUAUGGCUGAAAAACAUCAAGACUGCUGAUUUUUUGUGUUGAUCAGUAUCAGGACAGUAACCCUUAAAAAAACUGCACUUUUUCUAAUCAUUGAAGACGAUUAUGUAUUCUGGGUUACACACAUAUAUAACAAAAAAUAAAUUAAUCAUGCACAUCCGUGUAAGCAAACUUGUUCUACAAGUAAAGCAUUUAAUUAAUUUUUAAAUAAAAACAAAAAUUAUAAUCUUGUUUGCCUUAGUAUUUACCUAAAGACAGAUUUCUUGACUGUUGCAGGGAAGCUAAUUGUUUUGAAAAGUUUCACUGACCCUAAAAUAAUGGCUUCUUCAUUCUCUGUCUCUUGGUGAUGUAAAUUAAUAUUCUAAUUUAAAUAAUCAUAACAUUGUUUGAUAUUAUAAAAUUCCAUUUUAAAUAAGGAACUAAAUAUACUGUGUAUGUUGUAUGGUAUGUAAUAAGAUAUUUGGAUAUGAACUAAUGAGAAUAAAGCUCUGUGAAAGACUUCUGGUAGAAUUGGGAAUACACUGUUUUCCAGUAUACCUUUCAAUUUUUAUCAUAGAAAAUAUCAAAGAUGGCUUUGAUGGCUCAGGUUGUUAUGAAGAAUCUCAAGGAAAUUGUAUCACACACGUCAUGUGAUCAAUGCCAUUUCCUGCCUCUGUUUACAUUUUAUAUUGUUGUUAAGUUGUUACCUGAUCUGGUGGGGAAGACAUUAAGGUUCCAUUGAUGUAAUUGCUUUUUGCAUGGUGUUUUACACGUUAUACUCAAUGAAAGAGUGUUUUUGUUAUAUAAACUUCUGCUGAUUGUAUAAAUCCAUCCUAUUUGAAAUGCAUCAAGAUACCUGCAUGCAAGACACUGAUGUAGCACAUUUUAUUUAAAAGGGUAAAGGUUUAAAUAAAGAUUAUAAGUAUGUCAA